Molecule: messenger RNA, 1274 nt
Organism: Prunus mume (Japanese apricot)
Lineage: Eukaryota; Viridiplantae; Streptophyta; Magnoliopsida; Rosales; Rosaceae
Source: RefSeq, a predicted model, not a curated record
CUGGAUAUUGAUUUAGUGGUAUUUUUCCUCGAUAAUGUUGAGAGAGAGGUCCCAACUUCGAAUCUUCUCCCUCAACACAAGUAGAGACAUGAACUUUUUACAGCUGGUUAAUAUAUGCAGGAGUUAUUUUUACUGCAUCAAGCACUCCACCCAGAUUUCCUUUCCACUCAACAGCAAUUGCUCAAUAAUGGGCUAUACAAGAGCAUUUUGCGAGGGAAAACAAUGGGAAGGUGGUUGAAAGAUCAAAAGGAGAGGAAGAAGCAGGAACUCAGAACCCAAAAUGCUCAGUUGCAUGCAGCUGUUUCUGUGGCUGGGGUUGCUGCUGCUGUAGCAGCAGUUGCAGCUUCAACUGCAUUGCCUGAAACUUCAGCUGCCCACCAGAAAGCCCCACUAAUAUCGGAGCUGAGGACUGAAACAUCAGCUGCACUAGCAUCUGCAGCUGCUCUUGUAGCGUCGCGUUGCAUUGAGAUUGCGGAGGAAAUGGGAGCUGAUCAUGACCACAUUCUAUCAGUUGUCAACUCUGCAGUAAAUGCAAGGACGAAUGGAGAUAUCAUGACCUUAACUGCUGGAGCAGCUACAGCUUUACGAGGAGCUGCUACACUUAAGGUAAGGCUGCAAAAGGAGUAUGGAGGCACGAACUUGGUUCUGGCUGACGAAAAACUUGAAGGAAAAGAAUCAAAUUCAGCACUGAACUUUGUCACUAGAGGAGGUGAACUCCUCAAACGUACAAGGAAAGGUGAUCUCCACUGGAAGCGAGUUUCUUUCAACAUUAAUUCAAAUGGGCAGGUUGUAGCCAAAAUGAAAAGCAAGCACAUGGCGGGAACAUUUACGAAAAAGAAGAAAUGUGUAGUCUCUGGAGUCUACUGUGACAUCCCAGCCUGGCCGGGAAGGGAGAGGGAAGAUGGAAGCAAACCAAGGGCAUACUUUGGGAUAAAAACAGCUGAAAGGACAAUAGAAUUUGAAUGCAAGAGUAAAGGUGACAAACAUAUGUGGACUGAGGGGAUCCACCAUAUGUUGAAUUUCAUGCCAACAUAACACAAUUCCAAGGAAGGUUAAAAUUUGGAUUGAUGUAAAAUUGAAUUGUUAGAUUUUUCACAACAAUCAAUGUGCAGCAACCAUCUCAAAAUCUUAGCUCUACAUAUCGUUGGGCAAGGAUGGCACUUAUAACAGAUGUUACAGUCUUGUACAGAGUGCUAUAUCUACAAGUUUGAUUUGGGUAUGUUCUCUCAGGGACUGCUUCAAGAUAAAUAAAAUUGGCAGGUUAGAAUAAUCUA